Messenger RNA from Symbiodinium natans, 1626 nucleotides. The record is from the annotation of a GenBank genome assembly. Lineage: Eukaryota; Dinophyceae; Suessiales; Symbiodiniaceae.
AUGCUCGCUUGCCGCUUCCUCACGCUGCUUCUGGUCCCAGCGCUGGCGGGUGAUGGCUACGACACAGGUUUGGCGGGCAGAGCCUCCACCAGGUGCACAAACAGCUUGACGCUACUCCAGGCCACCUCGCAGAAAUCCCGCACCGUCGUCCAAGGCGAUGUGGAUGCAGAGCUUUUGAGGCCUUCUCAAACAGCAGAGGACUUCGCGCCACCCAAUGACCUGCACAGUGGUCGGGCUUUGGUUGACCGCACCGUCCGUGCUUUGGCGGGGGACAUCAAAGCCUCUUUGCUCCAGGUGCGGGCUACUUCCUUUGGAUACACCACCAUCUCCUUUUUGAUCUUGGGUGUGCUAGUCCUCAGCACUGUGGCAGCUUUCCUUUUCACCCGGCCAGACCUGCCCAUGGCUUGCCACAGCGACACGAAGGAUGUGAGGCUUCCAGCAAAUGCGCUCGCCCAGUCUCGAGGCAGCAAGUCCUUCGGUGCGAACUCGUCGCUGCCGGGCAGAGCCAGCUACAUGCAGGCCGCGUCGCCUUCGCCUUCGCCGACCCGUGAGGGGAGUGACCUAGACGACAGGGCUGAAGCUCGCGGCGACUUCUGCCCAGACUUGAUCGUGCCCAGGGGCUGUGAGUGUGUUCUGCUCGUUCCGAUUCUCCCACUUUCGCUUGGGCCAUUUAGUGUGUGCGAUCCCAAUGGCCAUGUGGUCCUUCGCGUCCUUCCAAAGAGCUUGGCCCAGGGCUCAUCUCCAUCAUCCCCGAGGCGCUCCGCGUCAAUGGGAAGGAGGCCCAGGCCAAGGUCUGUCAGCUUCGGCCCCGAUGCACUGGGCAGCUCAUGGCGCCUUGAGUUGACGACCGGAUCGGGCGAGCUCCUUGCACAGUCUGCAUGCUGCCGAACUGGGAAGGUGAGUCCCGAAUGGAGCAGCUGCCCGUCCUUUUCACUCAUGACCUCCACCGGAGCGAAUUAUGCCACCUUGCGCCGCAACGCGCAGGAAGGCUAUGAGCUGGUAACUCCCGAGCGCACGAUGCACUUCUGGGGCUCCUUCGAUCACCACGCCGUCAACAUCACCGACGAGGGAGGUAAGCUGCUGGCCACCACCGAGCUGUGCGCCGCUGACUGGGACCCCACCGGCGAGUUCUAUCGCCUUCGGGUUGCGCCGCUCGUGGAUGUGGGCUUGCUUCUGUGCAGCUUGGUCUGUGGCCGCUCUCCGGCAACGCACAUAGCUGAUGUAGCCCCGGCCAGCAGUCGAAACGCGGGCGAUUGGUUCUCGUGCUGGGCAGUGGCUGAGUGUGGACACACGAAUAGCAGCUUUGUCAAGCCGUACUCUCCUGGGCUGGGCUUUGCUUUCGAGUAUGGCCCCAUUCAGGAUGCAAAGAUGUACUCCAACAGGGCAGCUGCCCUGACCAAGUUGUUGGCGUAUCCGGACGCUCUCCGAGACCUGGAUGAGUGCCUCAAGCUGGAUCCCAGCUUCAUCAAAGCGUACUCACGGAAAGGAGCAGCGCACUUCUUUAUGAAGGAGUACCACAAGUCGCUUCAGGCUUACGAACAAGGAUUGAAACUGGACCCUGAAAAUGCGGAGCUCCUGCUUGCCAGCAUAGCAUGCUUUGGCUGCAGUUGGCACUGUGACACGUGA